GCGCAGCCGCUGCCCCCCCCGAGCCCCGCGCUGGGAGCGGCCCGGGACGCGGGGGAGGAGGCGCCGGGCGCUGCUGGGCACGCUGCUCCCGCCGCUCCCGCCGCCAUGCACGGCUCGGCCUGCGCGGAGAUGGGGGAGGCACCCGCGGUUGACAUUGUGGACAUCUAUGAGUCUAUCCGUGAAAGGCAGCGUCAUGACAGUGAAAGGUCUACCUGCAGCACCUUGGAGCAGAAUGACAUUGAAGCCGUUGAAGCGCUUGUUUGUAUGAGCUCCUGGGGUCAAAGAUCUCAGAAAGGUGACAUAUUAAAGAUAAGGCCACUUACGCCCUUCUCGGAUUCUGGUGAUUUCACAAUGCACGCUGAGGCGACGUCUGAAUUACCAAAGGACUAUUUAUCUACACUGUGCAUGACCCCUCCGCACAGCCCUGACUUUGUUGAGAUAUCAGCUGCUAUGCUGCUCUCCUCACAAGUCACUUAUUCCAAACCAAGGACUGUUAUGGCAAAUACAGCUGCCUGCUCAGUCACAUCAGCGACCAGUGCCUCUCCCAUAACCAAGCCAUCUGUUAUCAGCAUGGAGCGGCAAUGCAGCCAGAAGCCAGCGAUACCUGAAUCCUUUACCCCUCAGCCUUGCAAGGCCAUGGCAACAAGCGUGAUACGUCACACAGGUGAUAGUUCUGCUUACCAUCACAUUCCUGCUGCGCAAGAGAAAACAAAGGUAACUUCAGGUUACAGCACUUCCAGAGACUGGUGUGGAGCAGAUGACCGAAGACAUUCCAGACUGCCACAGGACACGUGUGCCGCAGAUGACAAAAUUGACAAAACCUCUCCAGUUCAUCAACCUUAUGCACAUGACUCCAGCGAUAGUGUGACUGAUAAAGGACAGCUACUAGUCCGGCCUGUUUCGCCACAGACCCACUUACCAAAGAAUUGUGAGAAUGACAUGCAAAAAAGAGCUACCCCGGUGACACCUGUCCCUGUUUCAAGCCCUCAGGUUCUCUGUAAAAUGAUCCCUUUAAAUGGACAAAGCUGUAUGAUCAACACCUAUGCCAAACCUUCAACUCCAACAGUCUCAGCUCCCAUGAAACCUAUUUUACCACAGACGGCUCCUCUCUCACAGCCGUUACUCAUGGGACCUUCUGUGCCUCAGGGGACCGUCAUGUUGGUUCUUCCACAGACUGCUGUCACACAGACACCACAGUGCCCGCAAACAGUAAUGACUGUUGGAAACACCAAGUUACUGCCCCUUGCUCCCGCUCCUAUGUUCAUCGCUUCUGGUCAAAGCUGUGCCCCUCAGAUGGACUUCUCUAGACGGAGGAAUUAUGUCUGCAACUUCCCUGGGUGCAAGAAAACCUAUUUCAAAAGUUCCCACCUCAAAGCCCACCUUCGCACCCACACUGGAGAAAAGCCUUUCAGCUGCAACUGGGAAGGCUGUGACAAGAAGUUUGCCCGCUCAGAUGAACUGUCACGCCACCGUCGAACUCACACAGGCGAGAAGAAAUUCGCUUGUCCCGUGUGUGAGCGUCGCUUUAUGCGCAGCGAUCACUUGACAAAGCACACCCGCCGCCAUAUGACCACGAAGAAGAUCCCCAGCUGGCAGGCAGAGGUUGGCAAACUGAACAGGAUUGCCACAGCAGAGAAACCGAAAAGCAGCAGUGCUCUGAGUAUGCUCAUCCCUGUGCCAUCAUCUGCCUGUCAGGGCUAGUGAGAAUGAGCUCCUUCUCUACAGACUCUCUGGAAAUCGGGAAGAGCUCUGACAGCUACAACAGAACUGACAGUGGCUUUUUUUCCCUUGUUGUUUGUGCAUACUUUAGUUUCCUUCAGUUUAGGACCUCUCUUAAUAAUUCCAAGUGAGUAAUUAUCGUAUCUUUCCUCGUCCCUUCCCUAUUUUUUUCAACAUUUGGGCAAAUGCAAUCACCAGCACUUCAGGAAAGCAGAACUUUUUGGAAAUGAUUUUGGCAAUAGGUUAAAACAGUCACUUGUGAUGCCUGCUGUUAAUAUUCUGAUGGACAGUAAAACAGGGUGAUUUUUAAUUUUUAUACUAGUAUUUUCUGUACCAAAUAUUUUGUAUUUAUUCCUUUCGGUCUUGAUUUGCAGGCAAAUUACUUGACCUGCAUUAGUAGACGUGUGCAGGAUGAGACCCAGAGUUUUGUAAACUCCUUUUCAGUAAACCUAAAGACCGUUUUGUAAACGCAUAAUAUUUGAUAACUCCUAGUGGUUGGGAUUAUCGCAUUUGCAGAUCCUGACCCUGCAAUGGGCUGGUGCUGUUACACCCUCCUUGUGCAGGUGACAUUGAAGAUUUGAGAUUGAGUUGUCAUUUUUAAAGCAAACCAAACCAGAAUGACUUUCUUUCAGAAAAGAAGGGUUGAAAUCCUCAAUAUUUCAUAAACUCUUACCCUUUGCAAGUGGAAAACAUUGUGACUUCUGCUAGAAGAUUGACAUACUGGGCAUUCCUGAGUCCGCACUUCACUGGAACAGAGUUUGGAGGAGCUCUGAUGGAGGUAGAAGCACAAACACUGUUUGGAAGCUUUGACACUAAAAAUCGUGCUUUACUUUCAGUCCUAUGAAACCAGCAUAUCAAAAUCUACAGAAAAACAGCAAGAUAAUCUUUGAAUAGCUGGGUGUCUCUGUACUUUUUUUAUUUUAGUACAGGGGAAAUAGAAAAGUUAGGGUGUUUUUUUUUAUGUAUCAUGGAUGCUUGUGCACCUUAUAGGAGAUUGUUCAAGGCUUUCAUUUACCUGUAUCAAAGCACCAGAGGGAGUACUAAUCAUGUCUUGACCUAUGAAAUAGCCACAAUGUCACCUUGAUGAUGCUCUUCAUGUGGCCUUAUACUUCUCCACAGUACUUUGUAUAAAAUCACCCUUUUCUAUUAAAUGAGAUACUCUCCCUGUCGAAUGGAUUUUCUUUUACACCAAGUGUAAAUAUGGCUAAGAAGUGGAAUCGCUGGCUGCAGGAGUGCUGUGUUGUAAUGGCAUGGUGUGAGUAAUAAACCAAAAUGCCUGUAGCACGGUCGGACUGCUCGGUUUCCGUGGUGUGGAAGGAUGUGCAUACAUCUUGUAGCAGAGCUGACAGUAGAGCUGUUGUGCUGUGAAACACCAGGUGGUGUUUUGCUGGGAGACAGUUCACCUGCCAGAUGAAAUAUUUCUGUAGUGCUUAUUCUUUCUGGACUCUUCUCCCUUCAGCCACUCCUGCACUGUUCCUUAGUUGAGCACUGAGGAAGACUAUUUUUUUUUUUCCCUGGAUGUGUAAAAUGUGGAUGCUUAGGAAUGCACAGUCUCUUGCACUGCUUUGUUGUUCUAAAAUCCUGCUCUUUCUUCUAGUUGUGGGCAAAGCAUGGUUCUCAUCUAUGUAAGUGCAGACUUGCUGAUCUCGGCUAACACUCCCCUGAAAUCAGCAGUGACCUGUUCCAGUUGAAAUAAGAAUAUGUCAUUAUUUUUUACACUUAAGCCAAUAGUUAUAAUUAACGGUAGCAAGUUGUCAAGCCUGCGCUAAAUCGGGGUGUUGCGCUAAAUGUACUGAAGUUUUUGUGCCUGGCCUUUCAAAUGCCCACACCCUUCACUCGACACACGCUGUAAUCCCACUGACCAUGGUGUACGCGCUGGUGAGCGUGGGUGCAUACGCAAACUUCACUUUGUGCUCUCCAAAGGGCUCGGUUGAACCCCCUCUUCCUGGUACAGUGGAUGCUUGCAGUGUUGCUCUUCUCUGUCUCUGCCCAGUGUUCCAAAUUCAUGUGGUGAAGGAAGAGACAUUGCUGCUCUCUCAUUUUUUAGCUGAGAAGUCCCUUAGAAUAAGAAGUUUGACUUUUGGAUACUGUUUCAGCAUGCUUUCAACCAGGGGAAGAGCAUCCUGUCUCAGUCCAGCAGCCAAUUUAACCAUUCAUGGUGUUCACCUCAACAAAACAAUUUGGAGAAUUUGUGUCAUAAUUUAAUAACUUAUGUUAGUUUAUUACAUCAUAUCAGGGAAAUGAUGGACCAGAGAACAGGGAAUUUAAAAGAAAGCGUGUCGUGGAUGUGUGUCAUGAUGCAGAAAAGCAACGGCUUCCUCUUUGUCAGGUUUACCUGGCCUGUGAUGUGUGUGCUGCUUUCUACCACCCAUGUCUGGGACAUGUGGCGCUCUCUCUUGUGGAUGUGCAUGGGUAGCUGAGCCGUGGUGUGGCUGUAUCUGUUCUGUUUGCUCUUUCUAUUCCUUCCUGCUUUGUAAGGGUUAAUUAUGGAUUAAGCAUGACUGAGUAACUGCUCUCUUUGCACUUUACUGCCUGAACGAUAUUGUUCAGUAUUUUUAUUUUGAGCCUAUAUUUUAAAGAAAUGGAAUCACAUUUUUGUACCUGUUUUUAACUUCUAUUAAAUAAAAAGUAUGGAAUGACUGGUUUUAAAUCAUAAAAACCCUGUGAGUUUUCAGGCUUCAUACACAUCUACUCCAGAACUAUGUAAAUGCAUCUGGAUUCUGUUGCAUAUCUAAGCCAGAAGAAGACUUUCGGGCCCACAGGUUGACUUACCUCUAAAGGCAGGACUUUUUGGAUCCUGUUGUAAAUUGACCGGUGCUUGUCCAUCCAUAAUUUUACACAACACUUGCAUAUUUGCUAGAACACGUGCACCACCACCAGGGUUUGGGGGUCUUGCAUGCUGUCUGAAAAUAAGAGUCUUAUGGUUCGUAACAGUUCUUCUGCCGUGGCCUCCAGAAGCUAUCAACAAAAGGUGAUGGUCUGAGUGCUGCUCUGUUGGUGUUGCAAGCUCUGCAUGGCACGAAUGCUGGA
Molecule: messenger RNA, 4749 nt
Organism: Cuculus canorus (common cuckoo)
Lineage: Eukaryota; Metazoa; Chordata; Aves; Cuculiformes; Cuculidae
Gene: KLF11
Product: KLF transcription factor 11
Exons: 4
Coding region: 106-1701 (531 amino acids)
Biological process (GO): regulation of transcription by RNA polymerase II
Molecular function (GO): RNA polymerase II cis-regulatory region sequence-specific DNA binding; DNA-binding transcription factor activity, RNA polymerase II-specific
Source: RefSeq, a predicted model, not a curated record